AUGUAUCGCUGUACCACUGGUGGAGGUCCUCGAGUUCCCUACCCCAAGCAUGUCUGGUCUCCAGCUGGUGGUUGGUAUGCACAGCCAAGCAAUUGGAAAGUAAACACAGCGAUAUUUAUGGGUGUUAUCUUCGGUAUCACAGCUAUGACAUGGAAGCUUAGCGCCGACCGAGAAUUCCGACAUAAGAUGCCAGAGCCAGACCGAUUCUACCCAAGUCGAUACUGGAGCAAGCAAAUAAGGGAGCAUGAAGCGGCGCAGAAAGCGAAGAAGACCGAAAAAGAAUCGUCAUCAUAG
Hypoxylon trugodes is the source of this 294-nucleotide messenger RNA. RefSeq lists its product as uncharacterized. Lineage: Eukaryota; Fungi; Ascomycota; Sordariomycetes; Xylariales; Hypoxylaceae. The coding region runs from base 1 to 294 and encodes 97 amino acids. The transcript has 4 exons. The record is from RefSeq and is a predicted model, not a curated record.